Molecule: messenger RNA, 1719 nt
Organism: Penicilliopsis zonata CBS 506.65
Lineage: Eukaryota; Fungi; Ascomycota; Eurotiomycetes; Eurotiales; Aspergillaceae
Exons: 5
Coding region: 1-1719 (572 amino acids)
Biological process (GO): mRNA cis splicing, via spliceosome
Cellular component (GO): precatalytic spliceosome
Molecular function (GO): RNA binding
Source: RefSeq, a predicted model, not a curated record
AUGGCUCCCGAGUCGACACCGUCGAAAGCUGGGGGGAUGUCGCUUUAUGCGAAUCUUCUUGAUUCCUCCGCCGACAGUUCCUCGUCGCCGGGGACAAUCUCGCGGGCACCUGUUGUCUUUAAACCUAGCUCCGAAGGUGAUUCGCAGCAAGACGACUCCGCGGCAAAGAAACAGCAGCUAAGUGCCGCGAGUGCUCACUUGUCCCUUGGGUCAUCCCCGGGUUUGAAUACAGCAUCUCUUCGAUUCCAGCCUACGAAACGGCCACAGCUAGCCGCCCAGAAGCCGAAACCCAAGCCGGCAUUACCAAAGGCGACUUCCGGUCCCAGUGUUGCCGCAACACCGGCUCCCGUACCAUCAGCACCCGUGAAAAGCACCCUUGCGGAUUGGGCAGCUACAGAAGAUGAAGAUAUCAAUGGAUUCUUCGCGGGCGAAAAAAGACAGCGCGGCGGGCGGAAGAAACGAAAGAAGAACCGAGACUCGCAAAUGAUGCAGCAGAAUUGGGAUGAUAUCUAUGACCCGUCACGGCCCAAUAACUAUGAAGAGUACAAGCACAGCGACGAGAAGAUUUUUGAGGUCCGAGAUUGGAAAGAUCGUCUAUAUGCGCACCGUAUGGUUAGGUCACGAAGCAGAGACUCUGACUCUGACGAUGGGUAUUCCAGACCCAUGAACCAGCAAUUUGCUCCGCCAGCUAGCUUCGCACCGCCCCCGAAUAUUAAUAAUAUCCCACCUCCUCCGCCUGCCAUGGUUCUUGACGACGCGUCCGGAGAAGACGCAUAUGCUCGACGUUUACGGCUCAGCCAGAACCAGGGUGACAUCCGAAUGGCCGACUAUAUGCCAGAUAUCCAGCCACCACCACCACCACCACCUGCUGACUCUCUAGCUCCGGUACCGAACGACGCUGCAGGGGAUGAUGCGUAUGUCCAUCGUCUGCAAAUGAGCGCCAGUCAGCCUAGUGUGUCUACUGCAGAGUAUACUCCUCCACGUCCACCCCCACCUCCUCCAACUGCUAGUCGUCUUGAUGCAAUUCAACCUUCUUCAGCUACUAUAUCUCGUGCACCAGUUCGUUAUACAUUACCGCCGCCUCCAGAAGACUUACCGGCGUCCGAAGCAGAGCUGGAGCAAGUCUUUGCACAGGAGCAACCUGUGGAAGAAGACCCUGAUGAUAAUACCCCACGCUCGCUUCGCCCCGGGCAAAAGGGAUUUGCCCAGCGUCUACUUGAGAAGUAUGGCUGGACUAAAGGGUCUGGCUUGGGCGCAACUGGCUCGGGAAUUGUCAAACCACUGCAGGUCAAGGUUGAGAAGCAGAAGAAGCGCCCUGACUCUGAAGGCGGCGGCUUUGUCACACCCGCGGGUAGAGGUACAAUCAUCGGGAGUGCCAAGAAAUUCGAGGGGGUGGGUAAGUUUGGUGAAAUGAGUGAGGUCAUCAUGCUCAAGGGUAUGCUGGAUGGCAUGGACGUGGAUGCUGAAUUGGAAGGAGACCAUGACGGUGGCCUGAUGCAGGAAAUAGGAGAAGAGUGCUCUGAAAAGUAUGGCCGUGUUGAGCGUGUCUUUAUCCACCGGGCCUCCCGGCAACACGCUCCAGUCUUUGUGAAGUUCACUAGUCAGCUAUCAGCUCUGAGAGCUGUGAAUGCGCUAGAGGGACGGAUAUUCAAUGGGAACGCUAUUACCGCGCGAUUUUUCGACAAGGAGAGAUUCGAGCAAGGGAUUUACGAGCAGUGA